This is a messenger RNA of Prosopis cineraria, 845 nucleotides long. RefSeq names its product photosystem I reaction center subunit II, chloroplastic-like. Bases 92 to 727 code for a protein of 211 amino acids. The record is from RefSeq and is a predicted model, not a curated record. NCBI's taxonomy places the organism in Eukaryota, Viridiplantae, Streptophyta, Magnoliopsida, Fabales, Fabaceae. Gene Ontology annotation, cellular component: photosystem I reaction center; photosystem I. Gene Ontology annotation, biological process: photosynthesis. The transcript has a single exon.
CUCUUGUUCAUCCGCAGCUCUUGUUCCUUGUUGAUCUCCCAAAUUACUCACUCACCCACACCCCCCCUGUCUCGUGUCCUGCGAAUCCUCCAUGGCCAUGGCGACCCAAGCUUCCCUCUUCACCCCGCCCAUCUCUUCCUCCACGCUCUCUUCUUUGAAGAACCAAUCCGCCCUGCCCUUCUCCUUCAAGCCCCUCAAUUUCACAGCCUCAACAGCCAGAUCAAGCACGGUGAUCAGGGCGGCGGAGGAGAAAACAGAGGCCGCCCCUGUAACCAAGGAGGCAGAAGCACCCGUGGGGUUCACCCCGCCGGAACUGGACCCCAACACUCCGUCUCCGAUCUUCGGAGGGAGCACGGGGGGGCUGCUGCGGAAGGCCCAGGUGGAGGAGUUCUACGUGAUCACAUGGGAUUCUCCGAAAGAACAGAUCUUUGAGAUGCCCACGGGCGGAGCGGCCAUCAUGAGGCAGGGUCCGAACCUGCUGAAGCUGGCCAGGAAGGAGCAGUGCUUGGCUCUGGGGACGAGGCUGAGGUCAAAGUACAAGAUCAAGUAUCAGUUCUACAGGGUGUUCCCUAACGGGGAGGUGCAGUAUCUGCACCCUAAGGACGGGGUGUACCCUGAGAAGGUCAACCCUGGACGCCAAGGAGUUGGCCAGAACUAUAGGUCUAUUGGCAAGAAUGUUAGCCCUAUCGAGGUCAAGUUCACUGGUAAGCAAGUCUAUGAUUUGUGAGCUCUGUUUUCACCAACAUCUCCGCGCUGCUUGGCUCUGUAAUUGUAUCUGUAUUUUGCUACUUUCUCCUGUCACAACCUUAUAUUGCAAUAUUAAUUUGUCUUAGCUCCUUCACCAA